AUGGAAGUUUAUAUAAAAAUCUUGUGCUUUUUUCGGAAACGUGUUGUUCUGUCCUUAAUAUUUUUAUUUUCAUUGGCAUAUUUCUUGCUUCAAUUCAAUGCUUUGCAGCUAAUAAGAAUUAAUCGAAAGUAUCAAGACGACGACGGUGAAUUUGAGGAGAUUAAUUAUAAACGAGAUUCUCCACUUAUUUGGAGAUCACUAAAGGAAUAUAAUUUGACGGAUAGUGAAGUUUGUAAAAAUUCUAUUCAAGGUAUAAACCUUAUAGUUGACGAGCGAGGAUUUUUAUGUUCAAGGGAUGAUUUAAAGAGUACUGGAUGUUGCAAUAUUCAAGCUGAAAAUACACACAUUUAUUACUGUGAAACAUGCGAUGACGUCUCAAAGUGCUGUGAAGUUUAUGAGCAUUGUGUCAGCUGCUGUCUAAAUCCAGAUAACGUUCCGUUGCUGCAAAAAGCUAUAGCUCAAGCUCAGAAUGAUCGACAAAAACUACUGUUUUUAAACGUGUUGGAUCAAUUUGAUUUGUGUCUAUCGAUUUGUAGGAGUAAUAGUCAAAGUGUUGUUAAUGAGCACUUCUACAAAUCACCUAAGAAACAUUGUUUUACGAAAACAGAGCCUCACGAUUAG
Chironomus riparius is the source of this 621-nucleotide messenger RNA. The record is from the annotation of a GenBank genome assembly. Lineage: Eukaryota; Metazoa; Arthropoda; Insecta; Diptera; Chironomidae.